Ectocarpus sp. CCAP 1310/34 is the source of this 2012-nucleotide messenger RNA. The record is from the annotation of a GenBank genome assembly. Lineage: Eukaryota; Phaeophyceae; Ectocarpales; Ectocarpaceae.
GCCUGCCCAUGAGUCUGCCUGGGCGCCUGCCAUCCGGCCAGCUUCCUGCGCAGAGCCAGACAGAGAGGGACACAGCAUUCGGUCUAGCAGAGUCCCUGCUUCUCAUUGUGUAGUGUGGGAGAGAGGAGUGCCCGUCGCUUGUUCGACAUUUAUAACGAGAAGCAGCUCGUCUGGUUUGAAUUUCAAACCACCCCUGAGCGGACGGCCCCGUAUCUCCGACUCGUGUCCGAGAGCGCGAUGGACGAAGCAGCAGCGGGCAAGCACGAGGGUAACAUCCAAGAGUUUUUGGCGAAGCUGGAAGCUCGGUUCAAGGGGAUACGCUGUUACCUCGGGCAGUAUGUAUCCCCGAAACCCUUUCCAUCCGGGCCCGAGUCUGGCAAGAGCGGCAACGCCAGCGAUAGUGGCAGCAGCAGCAGCAGCAACCCCGUCGUCGGCAGCGUGGUUGUUACGCUAGAGCCACCCAACAGGCUCGUGCUCGGAGCUUUGCUCGACCGUGGGCUUGGUCAGGGAUGGGAGUAUUGGGAAGGAGAGUUUGGGCCUUUGGAGCUGGCAUCACACCGAGACAGCUUGGGGUGGGACGGCCACAGCCUCGAGGCCCUCGCGGACUGCUUCGCCGGCGCCGUCGAAGCGACGAAACUGCCCCUGCCAGAAGAAAAUCGACCUUGCUCUGAGGGCGCGCUCGCCGUCGCGGACGAACACCAGCAACGGCCUCCCGAGUUUUCCAGCACCGCCGGCGUGGUUGAGACUGAUCGUACAGGCGAGGAGGAACCAGAUUCUGGUGUUGGUGGUGGUGUUGGUUCUGGUGAUGGUGAUGGUGGUAGCGCUACCGGUACCCUGGACCUCCACUACGCACGUGCUGGCAUCGUCGGGUCUUGGGAGGUUUCGCGGGUGCAGACCGGCGUUUCCGUGGCUCUGAUGCACAGCAUGCACAGGAGCAUUCGUGCCGCAUGCGGGCGGCAACUUGCGGACACCGCCAAACCUCCCGCGUCUUCCUCGGGCAGCGCCGACGCGGGGUUGUCGCGAGCGAAAGCAUCAGGAGCCCCCAAGUUCAAGAGAAAAAGGGUUGCCGCGACAGGCGCAAAGUUGGCGGGUGCUAGCCCCUCGGCCGAGGCGUGAACGGCGAUGGGCCGAUAACAGGUCCUCCAGACCCUCGUUGUGACGGUUUGGAGCAAGUUCGACCGCCUCCUAUCCCCUCGCGAAAAUUCGGGAGCCAAAGGUUAAUUCUGCCGGGGAAGUAGGAAUGAGUGACGAAAGGAAAGUCUUCUGGGCGGCUUCCCGAAACAAGCACUGCUGUGUUGAAUUCGGCACGGCACCCGCCGGCUCAACUUUCGUCGAGAUGAUGGACUCUGGACACAGGAUUCGGGUUCAAUACUAACCCGAUUGUGCAAAACAAACAUUGUCCACGGUAGCGAUCUCGGGAGCGAGCACUGAAAAAUUGCGUUGUACUUGCGUGGGACUUGAUUCUUGGAUCGGGUCGGCGCUGGCAGCGGGGUAAAGUAGAGGGCACCGGCAACCGAAGUACCACGGAUAAUUCACUGCUGGAAGACGAUUACUGCUCUUUAGGGAAGGCUACUUACGAGGUUGCGGCUCCGUAUCGUCGUGAAGAGCAACGGUCACCGAUGACCCCAAGCACUAGGGUAUGCAUAAAGCGUCGUGAAGAACAAGGGUCGACGACCCAGCACCUGGGUGUAUGCACUGUAAGAGGGUGGCUUCUUUGGGACGCGGUUGUUGCUUAAAAGGUUGCGGCUCCGUAGCAUCGGGAGUAGAGAUGGGAUGGGCGCGGAAAAACGAAUCGCAGGAAAGUAUAGAAGGGACUUCGUUGGAAGCAUGGUGGCGUGCAAGAACGGCAGAGUGAGACGACCAAGGAAAUGUUUCAUGACGCCGUGUACUUUCUUUUUUCUUCCAAGCAUGGCACCGAUUCCUACAGCCCUCUAUUGUACCGACUUUUGAGGGUCGUGAGGGGGAUGGGGGGCACCGCAGACUUGGUUUCUAUGUACGCGAAAAGGGAUGGA